Micropterus salmoides (largemouth bass) is the source of this 5180-nucleotide messenger RNA. It is a transcript of the gene ptger2a, whose product is annotated as prostaglandin E receptor 2a (subtype EP2). NCBI's taxonomy places the organism in Eukaryota, Metazoa, Chordata, Actinopteri, Centrarchiformes, Centrarchidae. Gene Ontology annotation, molecular function: prostaglandin E receptor activity. The transcript has 4 exons. The record is from RefSeq and is a predicted model, not a curated record. The coding region runs from base 1141 to 2271 and encodes 376 amino acids. Gene Ontology annotation, biological process: inflammatory response; adenylate cyclase-activating G protein-coupled receptor signaling pathway; positive regulation of cytosolic calcium ion concentration. Gene Ontology annotation, cellular component: plasma membrane.
UUGCCCGUACCCCGGGUCCAUUCAAGCAUUGUCUGCCUCAUCCCAGUACCGCGCGCUACUCCCUCUCCACACCGCCUCACCUUUAAGCCGGAGCAGCUUUAUAAGUGAAACAAACGUUAAAGUCGGAUACUUUUCUCUACUUCUCAACCUGGACUGUAAAGACGUCGAUACUACGGGGAGCAAGUUAUAAAAUAGUAUUGUCCAGCUAAUAUCAGAACUGAACGUCCACGAAACACAACCAGCCGCCCUCAGACCCAACACCUGGACACAUCUGGCAGAGCGCUGCUGUGUGUUUUGGAGCAGAAAACGGACAUUUCCACACGCGUUAGCGUCUUUUUCGACCGAUUCAGUGACUUUUGAAGCCCCCAAACAUCAUCUGAGUGGAGGCGUCGUGCGUUGGACAGAGCAAGUAGGCGAGUAAGUUAUCUGCGUUACACAUCCAACAGUGAAAGUGAAGGAGCGAACACACAUACUCACAAAGUCAAGCAGAACAGAUCUAAGAGUAUCUUGUGGAUCUAAGGCAGCUGCCAGAUAGAUAGAUAGAUAGAUAGAUAGAUAGAUAGAUCGAUCGGGAAAUUCCGUGGGAAAACUUGGACUGCAGCUUCUGAACCUUCCGCCUGUCAGCUGACAUCUGUCAACUGAGAAAGAGGAGGAACAACUUUGGGUUUCACAACUCCAAAACUAACACUGGAGCAGAGUUCAAGCCCUGGGAUUUUUCAGUACGUGCAAAUGUUCCCUUUUAUGAGAGGGAGAUGCUCUUCCUUUUUCUGUGUACGCAUGGUAUCAGUAAAGUUAGACAAAGACUUGCAAACAUGAAAUUAGGGUGGCCUGUAUAGUCAGCAUUGUUGACAUUGAGUCAAAACAGAGUCUGGGAGUAAGAUGACUGGUUCCCAAAUGGUGCAGGAUCUCCGCGGACCAAUGAGAGGCAAAUAAACAAAUGUUGACAGUUUUGAAAAUGCUGGAACGUAGCACUCAUGUGCAUCUUGUGUUUGAUGAGCAGACAGAGGGGCUGCAGGCUGUGACUGACAGACUUUUGGUUUACUUCAGUUUCUAAAGAUGGCUGCAGAAACCGUUUUAAGAACACACUUUUGACACAUUUUUGGAAGCAGAGUUUCGAGUUAAUUCACCCAGUUUUCAGCCAUGACCAACGCAGAUGUUGAACUGUGCCACAAUAAGCACGACAUUGACUCCACCACGAGCCCGCUGAUCAGCGCCUUCAUGUUCGGUGCAGGCAUCUUUGGCAACGUGGCUGCCCUGGUGAUCAUAGAAAUCCGGCGGCGUAGAAACACGAGGGCAGGGGAAACGCGGCGGCAUUCAUUGUUUCACGUCCUCAUCACAUCGCUGGUGGUCACGGACCUGGCAGGGACCUGCCUGGUCAGUCCGCUGGUGCAGUGGUCGUAUUCACAUAACACUACCUUGGUGGGGAUCUCGCCUGACACUAGAAGUGUGUGUUGGUACUUUGGUGUCACCAUGACCUUCUUCAGCCUGGCCACCAUGUUGCUUCUCUUCACUAUGGCACUAGAGAGAUCCGUUGCCAUUGGGUACCCGUACCUGUACAGCCGGCACGUCACCAAGAAAUGUGCCUAUAUCACAAUCACCUUGGUGUUUUUUUUGUGCAUGUUAUUCUGUCUCCUCCCUUUUGCGGGAUUUGGGAAGAUUGUACAAUACUGCCCCGGCACAUGGUGCUUCAUUGACAUGAACCCGGCGGAAAGUAAGCAAAAGGUGUACGCCACCCUGUAUGCCACUAUUAUGCUGGUGCUGGUUCUGGCUAUCGUGGCUUGCAACGGUUUUGUGGUGUACCAGCUGUUCAGGAUGUACCAACGUCGGAAGAGGAACUGCGGCUCGGUGAUGGCAAACACGAGAUCCAACAGCGAACGCAGGGUGAUGUCCAUGGCGGAGGAGGUGGAGCAUCUCAUCCUGCUGGUCUUCAUGACCAUCAUCUUCAUCGUGUGCACACUUCCCCUGGUGAUCCGGGUGUACAUCAACUCCAAAGGGGAUGACAAGGGCGAGAGCCUCGAGUCUCACCAUCUGGACCUGAUCGCCCUGCGCUUCAUCUCGGUUAACUCCAUCAUCGACCCCUGGGUCUUUAUCCUCCUCUCGCCCAGUGUGCUGCACUUUUGCUGGGCCGCGGUUUGCCGGGCUCACCUGGGAGCCCCCAGGGGAUCUAUCUUUAAAUCCUCACUGGCAAAAGAUAAUUCUCCGGCUAGGCUGGAACUGUCUCGCCCAACGACGGAGUACAACGAACAUUUUCAUACCGUGGAAACUCUAUGACCGUAACAGUACUUUAUUAUUUGAUAUUUAUAUCGUACGGCACAUGACUGGAUAGUGUGUUCUCCUUAAGGAUCACAUGAAGCGGAGAGGUUCUGUGGGCCUCAGUAUCUCUCCCAUGUGGGUGGAGCUUCUUUAUCUAUUUUAUGAGUGUUUCCAUUAGAUUAUGGGCCUUCGUGUCUAACUGACAAACACCACCAACCAGUCCUAACAGCUGGUGGCUGCCUGUGUUUCCAUCCAUGUCUAGCAUUUGAGCUAUGCAUGCUGAAUGCAUACUGACUUCUCUAGAGCUUUAUAUUUUAAGUGUAGAAGCUCGACUCCUUUGCUGCUUGUAUUUUAUUGCAAAUCAAUUACAGUAAAAGGGCUGCUGACAGGAGCUAGAAGAAGAAAGACACUUGAUGAUCUGGAAUAGACAAACUGCAAGUACUUUUGUCUACAUUGUGUUAAGAUGAAGAUGUGACAGAAUGCAACAUACUAAAGACAUUCAUCUAUCGCUGUGUACAGAAAUGUGAUUAGCCUUUGAUUCAGGACAACCAGUGAAGGUAGAGGUAACUAAAUUACUCCCUGCUGUACAUGCCUUCGCUGAUUCAUGCUGCUUUUCCAAACACUUGUUGCUGGCAGUUCCAGGGACUUGGGAUGUCACGCAAGAAACUUGCGUGAUAAAAUGUGACUUCAGAAAAAAACUGGGAGACUCAGUUCCAGUCUGUCACAUUAAGAUUAUGUUUAUAAACCCUUCGGGAUCAGGAUCGUCGAAUUGGGACCGCCCCAGAGAUUGGGAGUCAGACCCAAAAGCUGCCUAAUUAUCCUCCAGUGUGGCAACAAUACAGGCAUGAACCAAUGGACCACAGCUAGAUAUUAAAGACAUAAACUUAGUGUAAAUGAGACCUUAAUUAUUUGAUUUUACACAUGUACAGUAUGUAGCAUAUAAUAUUAUAUAAUAAAGACAUUUUGUAAAAGGUUCAUUAUAUGAAACUGCAGUUACCUUUUGACUUGAAAACUUCUGCUUCUUAUCUAAUUAAGUAACAGCAGAGUCAUUAUUCUCUCAUUGUCUGCUUCAUGAAAUACUGAAUAGAGGAUUGCACAUAAUUGUAGCAAAUUAUGGUACUUUUUAAAGAGCAGUCUACCUCCUUUAAUGGUAAAAUAACACUAUUAUUUUUUUAAAUGCGCUUUUACAGAUCAUGUUAAUUAAUAUUAAAGGAUAAACUCAAGACUACUCUUUCUUUCCUAUAUGUUGGAGCUGAAAUUAAAAGGUGCCCUGUAGUUUUACGUUUACAUGCACUGUUAAUCACUUGAAUAGUUUUAUUUUAUUUUUAAUUAAUCCAAAUGCAGCAAAUGUGUAUCGUGUCGCUUGUGCUCCUGCAUGUGCCUCCUCGUGAGCAACAAAAAUGGCGAUCCACACAUAAAAAUAUAUACGUACAAAACUGUUUGGUUGUAUUGGAAUAAUCAACACCAGCUUCUGGAAAAUGCUGUUUAAAAUAAGUAUUGAGCCUGUAAGUUAACAUAAAUUGAAUGUUAUCAUUUAACAAGUACCAUAUUUUGCUUCCAAUUUGUGCCAUAAAUCAGUUCUGACUUAGUGCACACAUGUUAGCAUGUUAGCACACAACAUGUCAUGUUGGCACAGAACUCUACUUUUUGUUCUGUAUCUUGCUUUAUUUUCUCUUGCCCGGUCACAGUGCCUGAUAGUUAUUUGGAAACUAUGAAAAGAAAGCCCUUUAUUUUUAUCCCUCAACUUUAUGACCAAAGUCCCAAUUUCCUUUAGUUUUACUAGGGAACAUCUUGAAAUCAAUGUGUGUCUUUCCAGAGGCCCACCAUUCAUAUGGGUCAAAGGACAUCCACUGAAAUUGCCGCUCGUAGCCCAGAUGGGAAACGUUCUGAUUGCAGUCUUUAUUAUAUCAUCACACUGUUCAAACAAGUUCAACUGCCAACUAAAGCAAACACAGAAAAAGCAGGUUUGCUUUCAGGUUCAAGUCUAAAUAUCUCCCUUGCCAUAGACUUCAGUCAGUUUAGUUAGUCUGCCGCCUGUUAACGUAACACAUCAUUACAUUACACUGAUGUCAGUUCUAACUAGCCUGCUGAUAUCAGAUGACCACUGGAUUUCAUUGAAAAAGCAGGUAGUAUUCUCCACUUAAAUUUAUCUGUUUGCAUGCUUUAAAUGUCCAUCACCACAAGGAUUUGUAACUAUUACAGUAUCUCCUCCUUUAACAUGAAUCCAGUUUCAACACGGGCUUAAGUUCGUGGCAAGAAAAUAAGCAACUACAAAUUUCUGCAGGAUCCCUGGUCAUAAAUCUCUCAAAAUAGCUGGAGUGACUCUGGUUAUGCAACAGCAAAGAGUGUCCAGUUUAAAUUGAAAGAGUUUUGUUGGUGUGUAAAAUGUGAAAAGAAAAAAACGUUCUCAACUAGCUGUCAUUUUAGAGGAUGCCAGAAAAAUGUGUGAGCAUCAGGUAAACUUUGGGGCUGUAAGCUGCAAGUGUGAAGUGUGUGUGUGUGUGUGUGUGUGUGUGUGUGUUUGGCUAUUGUGUUGUGAGAAAAGCAGUUUAUUGCCUCAUGUUGGUUCUGAGCUAAGCAUCAAAAUGUUCAGUGUUUACGACUUACUGCUUCCUGUGGAUGUUUUGUGUGAAUUUCACAUCUGCGGGUGUGCCUUUUUUCUGUUGUGUGUGUUUAUGUGGUUCCCAUAUACAUGCUUGUGUGUCUAUGUGCCUACAAUAAGUGCAAGCUAUCGAGCUAGUGUGUGUGUGUGUGUGUGUGUGUGUGUGUGUGUGUGAUAGACAGCACUGAAAUGAUAAACCAGAAUGCUACCUACCCGGAUGUCUUGUACUAAUUAUAAAGUACUGUAGAUGAAACUGAUUGCACUGAACUCGUGAGUAUGUGUAGGUUUGACGGCUUGUGUUAAUAAACAUCUCAUCCACCACGUA